Protopterus annectens (West African lungfish) is the source of this 3651-nucleotide messenger RNA. RefSeq names its product CD276 antigen-like. Lineage: Eukaryota; Metazoa; Chordata; Ceratodontiformes; Protopteridae. The transcript has 4 exons. The coding region runs from base 285 to 1022 and encodes 245 amino acids. The record is from RefSeq and is a predicted model, not a curated record. Gene Ontology annotation, biological process: immune response; cell surface receptor signaling pathway; negative regulation of T cell proliferation. Gene Ontology annotation, cellular component: external side of plasma membrane.
GCUGCUUGGUUUCAUGGUCAUUGGCAUCCAAAUUAAAUUCCUCUAGAAUAAUUGUAUUCUAGCUAGGACCAUGUGGGAACAUUUGCAAGUUUGAGAGUUGAAUAUUAGCAAUUGAGAAAGGCGGGGGAAUAAGCACAAGGCAUUGCAUUUACAGCAGUCAGCAUGAUGACUGAAUCAGUGGCAUGUUACACACUGUAUUAUUUGUAGUGAAUUCAAGUAUAUGCAGACUGUAGUAAAAUAUUUUCUUGUUUGUUUUUAGGCAGCGUGAAGCAAUCCAUAUUACCAUGAAGACUAUGCCGUUACACUAUCUACUGUAUUCUCUCAUUUCACUAUCUACAUGCGGUCAAGCAACUUCUUUUACAGGGAACUACAAUCAUGAUGUCAUUCUUCCAUAUUCUUAUAAACCUGGUACUGAUUUUCAGAAACUUGUAGUCACCUGGCAGAGGAAGUUGAAAGGAAGUGAUUUGGUGGUACAUAGUUAUUACUACGGAAGGAAUCAGUUGGAGAGGCAGCAUGUUUCGUAUCUAAAUCGUACACAACUAUUUCUUGAAAAACUGCACUUGGGAAAUGCAUCCUUGAAACUUAAAAGGAUUCAGCUGGAUGAUGCAGGAGAGUAUAUCUGCUCUGUAAACACUGACACAGAAAGUUUUUAUAGUACUGUUGAGCUUCAUGUUGGAGCAACGUACGAAGAGCCUCAUCUUAUGGUUGGCAUGUUUACAUGUGGCAAAGAGAUGCAUAUUGUAUACCAAACAGGGGGUGGUUAUCCAGAAGCUGAAGUUGAGUGGCUGAUGGAUACCGGAAAGAAUAUUACGGAACUCAGUAAUACAACAUACUCCAAAAACAGUUAUGGACUUUAUGAUGUCACAAGUAAGCUGAGAUGGGCUGCUGUUAGCGCUAUAAACUGCACUUUUAUUAUGACAAACAAGAUGCUGAACCAAACAAUAGUGAGAUCUGUCACAAUCAGGCAAAAAGAAUGGCAAGAGGAAAACGUGAGACACUGCUACAGAAACUGGCUCUCCUAGCACAGAACAAGGGGUGUCCUCUGCACCCCAGUCAAGACAUUCUGAGACUGACAACUUCAAUGAUUUCUCCCUAGGCAGGAACAAAUUCCCUGACGAUGUAUCAAACAUUAUUAAGGAGGCUAGAAAAUAAUGCCUGAUGAAAUAGAAAAGAUCUUAUUUUAACAUUUUCUGUAUAAUUAUGCUUUAUUUUAUGUGCUACUAUUGUAUUAUAUACUGUACUUAUUGUGUUAACAUUUUAUCUGUAUGUAACUGUAUUUGGAGCUUUUCUCCCUGGGCCUCCACUGAAAAUGGGCUCUUCUCCGGCCCUGUGGACUUUCCCGGUAAACAAAUGCAAUAAAUAAAUAAAUAAUUCUCCUGGUGUCGAUCCAAGAACCUUGACCUCAGUACAAAUCUGGCUUAUCUUCACUUAGACAUGCUUCAGGUGUUUCAGUCUGCAUACCAGUGGAUUGCCUUCUUUAUUCUAGACCUUCUGUUGAAUGUUUUUUGAGAAGUGUUAGUCACCUUAGACCAUCAAAAAAAAAUAAAUGGCUCCACCAUGGGACUUGAAUUAUGUUCUACAGAAAGAAACUCUGUCUCCUUUCAAGCCUGCAGCUUAAUUCCUUAUUUAAGUCAUAUUCAUAAAAAAAACACUGUUUUGGUUGCAGUCACCUCUGCUAGGCAUACCUCAGAUCUACAAGCAUUAAUAUGCAAAGAGCAUUUCUUGGUUUUUCAUCAGGAUAGUAUACCAACCGCUCCUUUAUGCCUGAAGUAGUUACUGAAAUUAUCCUGAACUAGACCAUCCAGUUACUUGUUUUUUUUUUCCCUAAGCUGAACAGUACAGCAGAGAGAACGCUGCAUUCCCUGGAUGUGCACAAACAGCUGAGACUGUAUUUGCAUAGAACACAACAACUCAGAAAAACUGAUCAACUAGUUGUUUGCCUUGCAAAAGGAAAGGCAGAGAAACCUAUAAACAAGCAAUCCCUCUAUUAAGUGGUUAUGGGAAUAGUACUGCCUUUUCUUAGCAAUGUUAUGGUGCCAGAUCACAUUAGACCUCACUCUACUUCGGUUACAGCUGCCACCACAACCUUUCUCAGAGAAGUAUCAACUCAGGCAAUUUUGGAAGCAGCUACAUGGUUCUCUAGUGAACCAUCUUAAAGCACUGCAACCUAGGGGCAGCAUUUAGAACCAGAACAGGAUUUGCAUUUAUUAGCCUACAAGGGCUAAUUUCAAUUAAAUGUGCCUCCACUUCAUCUUUCCUUUAACUGCUUUAGAAAUCCUCCCAAAAAAUUAAGACUGCAACAGUGAAAAGUAUGAUGAACAUAGUACAGUUGUGUUAGGAGUGUAUCAGAAUUGUAGAUGUUCGAGUAGUUUCACUGUUCUAGUCCUUGUUCCCCUCUAACUUGCCCCCUUUUUUCCUGUGUUUAUUUUUCACAAGGUUGGGGUGGCAAUCACGUAUAUUUUCCCUUGGAACCAUGUGAGCUCCCCUGUUUUAAAAGCCCCUCCCUCUGGAGCCACUGAAUUGGAUAACUUCCAGUAGACCAGGCCAGUGCAGAGUCACCACUCUACUUCUAAGACUAGGAGGAUCCUCCUGAACCUUGUUCUGGCAAGGAAGAUCCAAAUACGGCACUGACUGACAUUCCGUUUAUAGUGCUGAUGUCCUGGUACUGGAAGAGCUUCGGAACACUGGCUCGAUGUGGGCUUCCUGCACAGCAGGGUGUCUCAAAAAGUGAAGAUUGCAACAGUGAAAUUACUCCAUCAUCUACAGUCAUGUUAAUUUCCUAAAACAAUUAAAAUUUACCCUGUGCAUAGAGACCAACUUCUCUCUGGUAGUCAGUGCUAGAGCUCUUCUUUUAUACACAACACAACUAAUUAGUAUUUUAACAACAGUCCAGCUUAAUCCUCUCAGCCUUCUACAUCAAAUACUUGUCUCUAUCCAACCUAUAACCAUAAACUUAAAAGAUUACUCACCUCUUAGUACCUCUUGCUGGAGUGCUUAAAACAUUUUUUUUCUAGUAGCCAAUAUAUGCCCUGUAUCCAUCGAUCAGCUUUCUUGUAGCAAUGGAAGAAGAAAUUGUGAUAGUAAACUGUUUAAAGAAGAAUCUAAAUGAAAGGCCUUAUUAGUUAUUCUGUUGCUCAUGGUCUGAAUUAAAAGUUUAGUAUUCAAUCUGUUUUAAAAGAUUUAAAAAUUGCAUGAGUGAAUUUUGCACAUCUUCAAAUUGUGAUUGUUUAUAAUUCAGCUUGGAUAGUCAGUACACAUGGAUGCAAAGAAUCUUUAGUCUAAUGAAAGGUAAUGGUAGUUAAAACUUUCAUUGUUAUUGUUUUAAUUAAUAAAUUUUCCUGCAUGGACAUGAUGUGCCAUUGUUUUUUGCCAGCUAAUCUGUGUGUAUAGAGUGCAUCUAUACAUGCUGUUAACCACUUUAUUUAUUCUUAGCUAACAAUUAUAACUUUUGAAUCAUUAAUGGUUCAAGUGGUUCAGAUGGUUAAGGCAGUGGCUGAAUAUACUCCACGAUAAUACAGAAAUUGUAUGGUUCAAUAAAUGUGUAAAUAUCAACUAGCACAAACUUAAUUGUCGUUUAUGUUCAUUAGUUUCCCCAUUAUGGGUUUACCAAGCUGUAAUCUGUUGCAGACCAGGAUUAUACUUUCACAGUUU